Molecule: messenger RNA, 912 nt
Organism: Kockovaella imperatae
Lineage: Eukaryota; Fungi; Basidiomycota; Tremellomycetes; Tremellales; Cuniculitremaceae
Product: adenylate kinase-domain-containing protein
Exons: 6
Coding region: 1-912 (303 amino acids)
Biological process (GO): CDP biosynthetic process; 'de novo' pyrimidine nucleobase biosynthetic process; UDP biosynthetic process
Cellular component (GO): nucleus; cytoplasm
Molecular function (GO): ATP binding; UMP kinase activity
Source: RefSeq, a predicted model, not a curated record
AUGACCAUCGUCGACAAGCUCAAAGAGAAGCUGCACCUUGGAGGUAACUCCAAGUCAGUUGCCUCGGAGUCUCCCGCCGUUCCCCCCAAAUCAUCAGCCAGCUCCAAUCCCGCUGUGCCCCCAAAAGAUGCCUCCCCCGUUGCGACCAAGGACUCGCUGCCUGAUCUUCCUGAGACGGAAGUUUUUGACCAUGAGAAGGUCACUGUGAUCUUUGUUCUCGGUGGACCUGGCGCUGGCAAGGGCACGCAGUGUGAGAAUCUCGUGAGGGACUAUGGGUUCAAGCACCUCUCUGCUGGAGACCUUUUACGAGCAGAGCAGACUCGUGAAGGCUCAGAAUACGGAGAUAUGAUCAAGCAAUGUAUUGUCGAAGGACAGAUUGUCCCCAUGGAAGUCACCGUCAAACUCCUCGAGAAUGCGAUGCGAGACACGCUGGCCAAACCUCCAAGCGUCAGCAGCGAGCUUUCCUCAGCCUGGGAGGGAGGCAAAGGUCGAUUCUUGAUCGACGGGUUCCCAAGAAAGAUGGAUCAGGCUAUCAAGUUUGACGAAGCCGUCUGUCAAUCUUCCUUCGUUUUGUUCAUUGCGACUACCGAAGAGGUCAUGCUUGAGCGACUACUUGAGCGAGGCAAAACGUCUGGAAGAAGCGACGACAAUGAAGAGAGUAUCAAAAAGCGAUUCAAAACGUUCGAGGAGACAUCGAUGCCUGUGGUUGACUACUACCGCAGCAAGGACAAGGUCGUCGAGGCAAGUAUCGACUCGUCUCCUCCCGUUCAAGAGGUCUACCAAGCCGUUCGAGCUGCCAUCGAUCCUCGUCUUGGCGUCACCGCUCCCCAGCCUGUUAGCGGAAUACCCGAACCUGUUGCUGCCGUUGAACCAGUCCAUGACGAGCCGGCUGUGCUUGGCAAGCCACUAUAA